This is a messenger RNA of Lepisosteus oculatus (spotted gar), 2342 nucleotides long. RefSeq names its product iroquois-class homeodomain protein irx-4-A. Gene Ontology annotation, molecular function: RNA polymerase II cis-regulatory region sequence-specific DNA binding; DNA-binding transcription factor activity, RNA polymerase II-specific. Gene Ontology annotation, biological process: neuron differentiation; cell development; regulation of transcription by RNA polymerase II. Gene Ontology annotation, cellular component: nucleus. Lineage: Eukaryota; Metazoa; Chordata; Actinopteri; Semionotiformes; Lepisosteidae. The record is from RefSeq and is a predicted model, not a curated record.
AUAUUAAAGUUUGUCUGGUCAUUUUGAGUGGGAUUCAUCUGACGUCAGAGUCACUGGUGUUUAAAACAACGUGCAUCUGGGCUGACGUGUUUUAUACUACUUUUUUAUAAAGCAAAAUAUGUAUUUCUGACAUCAAAGUGAUUAAUCUGGGCAAACGUGUUUCAUUGCACUCUCACGCGAUUACAUCUUAAAAAGAGUUUAGGACCUACCAAAGAUAACUGAUGCAUUUUUGAAACCCGUUGGAGAAGCAUUUUAACAAAUUAAAUAUGGUAUUCUGCUUCGCCCUAUAAGCAUCUAGGAGACUGUGCUUACCAAUCAAUUGGUACAGUGAAACACAGCAAGGCUGCAAUAGCGUGGAGACCAGCCGUCUCUCUUUAUUUCUGGAUAUUGGGAUCUCUCUACCAUGUCAUACCCACAAUUUGGAUAUCCUUACUCGUCUGCACCCCAGUUCCUGAUGACCACCAAUUCCUUAACUACUUGCUGCGAAUCUAGCAGCAGAACUCUGGCAGAAUCCGGCGUGGCAGCCACUGCCCAAACGCCAGUUUAUUGUCCUGUUUACGAGAGCAGGCUUCUGGCCACUGCGAGACAUGAGCUUAACUCUGCAGCGGCUCUUGGUGUCUAUGGGAACCCCUACACCAGCAGUCAAGGCUAUGGGAACUAUGUCACUUAUGGCACCGAUGCGUCAGCUUUCUACUCCCUGAGUACAUUUGACACAAAAGAGGGAACAGCCUCUGCGCAUGCGGGGAUCACACAGGCUGCCGCUUACUAUCCUUAUGAUCCUGCCUUGGGGCAGUAUCAGUAUGACAGGUAUGGCACAAUGGACGGAGGAACAAGAAGGAAAAAUGCUACUCGUGAAACAACAAGCACUCUGAAAGCUUGGCUUCAGGAGCACAGGAAAAACCCUUACCCGACUAAAGGAGAGAAGAUCAUGCUUGCCAUCAUCACCAAAAUGACCCUCACACAAGUCUCCACCUGGUUCGCUAAUGCCAGGAGAAGACUGAAGAAGGAAAAUAAAAUGACCUGGCCUCCGCGUAACAAAUGUUCAGACGAUAAGAGAUACGAUGACGAUGAAGAAGAGCUGUCCCAGGAGGAACACAUAAAAAGUGAAAAGACUGACGAUGAAAACCGAAGCAGAGGGGAUAAAGACCUGCAACUAAGUGAUCUAGACGACUUUGAUGCUAUUGAGUCGGAGAAUUCUGAAUGCGAGUUGAAGAAUCAGUUUCACAUGAACACCCAUAUGAGGACAACUGAUGGUCCGAACGAUCACCUGAAAGAAACACCCUUAAAGAUCUCCAUACCAGCUUCUAUUGAAGAGAAUCAGGAAUUGAAUAAAAGCUGUCUGAAAACGUCUUCAGAAGAUUGUGAACACGACCUUACAAGCGGGAGGCAGACAAAAGCAUGCUUCCCACAAGGCCACCAAAUACUAGACAGCAAGCCAAGAAUCUGGUCGCUGGCGCAAACUGCCACGUCUUUAAACCAAACUGAGUAUCCAUCGUGCAUGCUCAAAUGUCAACAGGUCAUCCCAUCCUCUCCUGCGGUUUCAUCUCCUGUGAAUGUUAUAGACAGACAACAGGAUUCACCAGUCACCACUCUCAGAAACUGGGUGGAUGGGGUUUUCCAUGACCCUUUAUUUAGGCACAGCACUUUGAAUCAAGCGUUAACCAACACCACAGUUUCUUGGGCGACUACCAAAGGUUCUAUAUUGGAGACAGGUGCUCUGGGACGUUCAAUUGGAAAUGCUAACAAUGUAAUUAAAGGACACGUUUCUACUUUACAGCUCCAAGAAUCAAACAAAGACAAUAUGACAUUCCCUAAAACGGGAAACAAAAUGUUCUGCUCUUAACCAAAUUUUGCUUUGAGAUAUAAUAAAACACUCUGGGAUGUACUCUUUAAAACCUAAAACGAGAUGUGUAAUUUGAAUAUGACACUUUUCUGUCAAGGAUGUUGGAAUCACAUUUAUAUUUAAUUAGUCAAGGGGUACUUAUGCAUUGUUAUAUUGAUAAUAUUUCACUAGUGAAACUCCCCAAAAGGGAUCAGUGUGAAAAGUAUUUAUUUUCGUUUUAAAGCACGUAAACCUAUGUAGAGGUAUAAAUGAAAGUUUACAUUUAAAAAAAAAAACGUUUACAAAGACAAAACAAGUUUUAAUUUUUCUUCUUUUCUUUUACAGCAUGCAAAUGUUAAAAAUAUCUUCCUGAAUAUUCUGAGUUAUGUCAUUGUUAUCCAAUGACGCUCGAGAGUAUCACUGCUGAAAAAAGAUUAAAAAUACACAACUGCACUAGUUUUCUUAAAAUUGGAAGGGUACAGUAUGUCAAAGUAUGUUCACUGAAAUAAAUGGUGUGUUU